AUGGUCCUUAAUGAGACUCUCACUGCCCCAAAUGGUGAAGGAUAUAAACCACAGCGGAAAACCCUCCUUUUUAAGUCAACUGUUUCUGCAGAGCAGUGUGUUUCUGUCAGCACAAGCUCCAAUCAAAUAUUCGAACAUAGCUAUUUUUGGACAGAACGUUUGGAACAUCUGAAAAGUAACCUAGUCCAUGCUGAGAAUAAUGAUUUGAGCCAUUUGAAAGAUAGGAUUGGCCUCACUUUUCAAUCAGAUAUUUCUGAUCAUCAGAGAUUUAGAAAUGAAGAACAAAGUGCUCCAUGGGAUCUAUACGAGAAGAGCUUCACUGAGGAGUCGACCCUCCAGAAUGACCAGAGGGUUUCCAUUGAAGACAGAAUAGCUCAGUGCACUGAAUCUGAGAAAACGUUGAACCAGGGCUCCAGUGUUCAGAAAUGUGUCAGGGCUAGGUUUGCAGAGAAUAAUUAUGAAUGUGAUAAAUGUGGGGAAGGCUUUCAACCAGGCUCUAAGCUCAGUGUACAUAAUGGUCACCGUUUGGGAGACAGUCCUCAUAAAUAUAAUGAAUGUGGGAAAGCUCAUAACCAGUCCUCCAGUGUUGGUGAUCAUCAGAGAAUUCAUGAGGGAAAAAACUUAUUCAGAUCUAAUAAAGCAGGGACCAUGUUUAGCCAGUCAUCAAGCCUAAAUAUAAAUAAGAUAAUUCCUAGGGGAAAGGGAGCUUACACUUUGAAGGAAUGUGGUAAAUCCUUAGACUGCCACUCACCACUAUCUCAACAUCUGCGAAUGCAUACUGGAGAAAAAAUACACAAAUGUGAAGAAGGUGGUAAAACCUUUAAGGACUGUCCGUCAAUAAAUGGACAUAGACAAACCUAUACUGGAGAGGAAUGUUACCAAUGUCAAGAAUGUGGCAAGACCUUUAACUGCACUUCACAGCUUAUUCAACAACACAAAAUUCAUACUGGAGAGAAACCUUACCAAUGUGAAGAAUGUGGGAAGAGCUUUAUACAGAGCUCAGCCGUUAUUUGACAUCACAGAAUUCAUACUAGAGAGAAGCCUUACCAAUGUCAAGAAUGUGGCAAGGCCUUUAACUGGAGGUCAAGCCUUACUGACCAUCACAGAAUUCAUAGUGGACAGAAACCUUACUGAUGUAAAGAAUGUGGCAAGGCCUUUAACGACAGCUCAACCCUUGUUGAACAUCACAGAAUUCAUACUGGAGAGAAACCUUACCAAUGUCAAGAAUGUGGCAAGGCCUUUUACCAGAGCUCACAUCUUAAGGAACAUCACAGGAUUCAUACUGGAGAGAAACAUUACCAAUGUCAAGAAUGUGGUAAGGGUUUUAACAACAGCUCAGACCUUAGUCAACAUUACAGAAUUCAUACUGGAGAGAAACCUUACCAAUGUCAUGAAUGUGGCAAGGCCUUUAACCACAACUCAAGCCUUACGCAACAUCGCAGAAUUCAUACUGGAGAGAAACCCUACCAAAGUCAAGAAUAUGGCAAGGCCUUUUCCUGGAACUCAUGUUUUAGUGAACAUCACAGAAUUCAUACUGGAGAGAAACCUUACCAAUGUAUAAAAUGUGGGAAGGCCUUUAAGUGGUCUUCACUCUUUAAUCAACAUCGCAGAAUUCAUACUGGAGUGAAACCUUACCAAAGUCAAGAAUGUGGCCCUCAGAACUUCCUUGACAUCACAGAAUUCAUGCUGGAGAGAAACUGUACAAAUACUAAAAAUGUGGCAAGGCCUUUACAGGCACUCAAUCCUCAUUGAACAUCAGAAAAUUCAUACUAGAUAGGUAGCUUACCAGUGUACAGAAUGUGAGAAAGGGGGCACCUGGGUGGCUCAGUUGGAUAGGUGGCUGCCUUAGACCCUGUUCCUGAUCCCAGGUUCGAGCACCGCAGAAAGUCUGCUUCUCCCUUUCCCUCUGCCUGCCCCUCCUCCCUCCUUGUGCUCUCUCUCCAUCUCUGUCAAAUAAAUAAAUACAAUCUUUAAAAAAGAAAAAAA
Molecule: messenger RNA, 1986 nt
Organism: Lutra lutra (Eurasian river otter)
Lineage: Eukaryota; Metazoa; Chordata; Mammalia; Carnivora; Mustelidae
Gene: ZNF813
Product: zinc finger protein 813
Exons: 2
Biological process (GO): regulation of transcription by RNA polymerase II
Molecular function (GO): RNA polymerase II cis-regulatory region sequence-specific DNA binding; DNA-binding transcription factor activity, RNA polymerase II-specific
Source: RefSeq, a predicted model, not a curated record